Molecule: messenger RNA, 2291 nt
Organism: Schistocerca piceifrons (Central American locust)
Lineage: Eukaryota; Metazoa; Arthropoda; Insecta; Orthoptera; Acrididae
Product: TAR DNA-binding protein 43-like
Exons: 2
Coding region: 161-1474 (437 amino acids)
Biological process (GO): regulation of gene expression
Cellular component (GO): nucleoplasm
Molecular function (GO): RNA binding
Source: RefSeq, a predicted model, not a curated record
UUCUUGCUUGCUGGUACUGCGUCGUAAUACGUGUAAAGUAUUUGUCUGGGUCCUGGACUGUUGCGAACAGAUGUUACUAAUCGUGCCGUAACUAAUCGUUGUUAAUAAUCAUCGAGUGCACCGUGUUAUUUACGUGUUCUGUCGUGUAAGGAACAAAAACAUGACAGAGUACGUGCAGGUUGCGGAAGAAGAAUGUGAGGAGCCUGUGGAGCUUCCUACUGAGGAAGAUGGCACACUGCUACUAUCAACAUUGGUAGCACAGUUUCCAGGAGCAUGUGGUCUGAAGUAUCGUUGUAAGGAAUCGCAGGGUAUGAGAGGCAUUCGUCUCGCUGAUGGAAAAUUGCAUCCACCAGAGGAUGGUUGGAAAGGUAAUUUAUAUUGUUGUGUAUUCCCCAAAGAGAACAAAAGGAAAUCAGAUGAUAAUACCAUUAAUUCAAUGUCUAAGACCAAAAGAAUGGAAAGCAAGCUGAAGUGCACUGAUCUAAUUGUUCUUGGUUUACCGUGGAAAAUUAAUGAUCAGCAGUUACGUGAAUAUUUUGAGGCGUUUGGUGAAUUGCUUAUGUCACAAGUUAAGGUCGAUCCCAAAACAGGACAGUCAAAAGGAUUUGGUUUCAUUAGGUUUAAGGACAUAGAAUCACAGAUGCGAGUCAUCUCGCAAAGACAUUUAAUUGGAGAACGUUGGUGUGAUGUUAAAAUACCUAAUUCCAAAGAUGGACACAUUCAGCAAAUGCCAUCUAAAGUAUUUGUUGGCAGAGUAACUCAAGAUAUGACAGCUCAAGAUCUAAAGGAUUACUUUUCUGACUUUGGUGAAGUAACUGAUGUUUUCAUUCCAAAACCAUUCAGGGCAUUUGCAUUUGUGACUUUUUUAGAUCCAGAGGUGGCUAACAGUUUGUGUGGAGAGGACCAUCUUAUUAAGGGUGUAUCAGUUCGUACAGGCAUGGCAUUGCCAAAAAACGCCGAUAAUUACGCCCGCAAUGCAGGCGGGUAUCAAGGUGGUCCCAAUAGGCAAGGUGGAAUGGCAAUGGUUGGUGGUGCCAGAGGUAGAGAUUGGGAAGACAUGAGAAUGGGCUCUGCAUCACCUCGGUCAAACAACACGACAUUGACCCCAAAUGUAAAUAUGGGUCAGAUGGGUAUGGGUAUGUCUGGGCAGGGAGGUGGUAGUGGUGCAAAUAUGGGAGCACAAGGUAACACUUCAGACAUGCAAAAUGUAUUGUUGACAGCGGUAAACCCCAUGCUCGUGGCAGCUGCUCUAAAUCAGGCUGGUUGGGGACUGAUGGGGUCAGGUCAGCAAGGUGGACAGGCUGCUCAGCAAGGGAAUCCUAGUGACACUGCUUCAACCGGAACAAAUCAGCAACCCACUAAUUAUGGUGGUGGGUGGAUGAACAGCCAAGGACCAGCUGGUGGCAGCACCAAUGGCCAGCAGGGAAUGUGGUCACAGAAAAACAAACAUGAUUCAAUGCUGAAAUAUAACUGAUGGGGCAAUUAUUUUUCCAGUAGUCCAUCCUAUUUAGUCAUAUUUGAUGGAUGGUAUGCUCCUCAUAGAGUGAGAUAUAGCUGUUGAAUGCUGAAAAAAGUCAUAUUUUGCAAGAAAUGGACCGUGUGCUGAGUUUGUUAAAUGAUGUGGAAGAUCAUUUUAUGUUCAUAAAGCAUAUGUACAGAAUUGUGUGUGUGUGUGUGUGUGGUUUUAAUUUUUAUUAUUUUUGUAACAAGUCUCAGCUUAAUGACUUUAGUUUAUCACCUCAUGCUGAAAGUGUGUAAUUUUGAUGAAAGGGUUUUUCCUUGCUACUAAACUUUAAAGCACACGGUAUUGAGCAUUUCCUUUUGUAAUGUUUAAUUAUAUAAUGAAAAAAAAACAUAAUUCAUUUGUAUUUCACAUGAAUGUUCACAGAUUCACGAAAAGUGUGUGUUUUGAAUUUAAAAUAUUACUCCAAAGAAACUUGUUGUAUGUAUGUACUGUGAUUGGAAAUGGUUUUUUGGUUGUAACUGAAGAAGUGUCCGUGUGAAAACUACUUGACAAAUGCUUUUUUGUAUAUAGUUACAAAUGGUAGGCAGAAUCCAUGAAUGUCUCCAGUUCUUAAUGUCAUGCAGAAUGUAUUUAAGGUCAAGAGAUUGUGGCUGAGAUUGUAGUCAUUAAGUUAUCACACUACCAGUGUGAAGUGAGUGUAUUGGAUUUGGAUUGUCGUGUUUGUGAAGCUUGAUUUAGCGAAUGUUAACUGAAAAAUGUUUGUGUGCUGAGUGUUUGAAAUUAUGAAUGUGUAAUAAUGAUUGAAAUAAAUGCUUUAAAACAUAAA